AACAGGAGUCACAGCUCGGCCAUGAGGAAUCACACGCAAGUGACUGAGUUCAUCCUUCUAGGGCUCACGGACGACCCGGACUUGCAAGCGGUGAUUCUCCUCUACAUGUCUGUCACCUACGUUCUGAGCAUCACCGGCAACCUGACCAUCGUCACCCUCACCCUGCUGGACUCCCACCUCCACACCCCUAUGUACUUCUUCCUGCGCUGCUUCUCCUUCCUGGAGAUCUGCUUCACCUCCGCCUGCAUUCCCAGAUUCCUGGCUACCAUUGUCACCGGGGAUAGGACGAUUUCCUACAACUGCUGUGCAACUCAGCUAUUUUUCGUCAUCCUCUUGGGAGUGACUGAGUUCUUCCUCUUGGCCGUCAUGUCCUACGACCGCUACAUCGCCAUCUGCCGGCCUCUGCACUACACGACCGCCAUGAGCCAGAGUGUCUGCAAACGACUGGUCCUCUGCUCCUGGCUAACCGGGUUCCUGGUCAUCUUUCCUCCUCUUGUCCUUGGCCUCCAAUUGGACUUCUGUGGCCCGGUAGAUAUUGACCAUUUCUUUUGUGACAUCUCCCCUUUGCUCAUGCUUUCCUGCUCGGACACCGAGUUCCUGGAGCUGAUGGCUUUCGUCUUGGCAGUGGGGACACUCCUGUUCACCUUGGCUUUAGUGGCUAUGUCCUACACGGCCAUCGCCCGCGCCAUUCUGAGACUGCCCUCCGCUCAGCAGAGGAAAAAGGCCUUUUCCACCUGCUCCUCCCACAUGGUCGUGGUCUCCAUCACGUACGUGAGCUGCAUCUUUAUGUACAUCAAACCGUCUGCCAAGGAUAGAGUGGACUUAAACAAGGGGGUGGCAGUUCUCUACACUUCUGUGGUCCCCAUGAUGAACCCCUUCAUCUACACCCUACGUAACCAGCAGGUCAAGCAGGCCGUCAGGGACCUGGUGCAUCGAGUUGAAUUUUCCACCAAGGGGGAACACCUAUUGUCACAUGAGCUGCAGCAGUGGGCAAAACAUAAGAAACCUCUGGGGCGACUCUUCGACGGGGCUCUGGUCAUUCUGAGCUCCCGAGAGGCUGAAUAA
Tachyglossus aculeatus (Australian echidna) is the source of this 1065-nucleotide messenger RNA. Its product is annotated as olfactory receptor 6C74-like. The transcript is spliced from 2 exons. Gene Ontology annotation, biological process: G protein-coupled receptor signaling pathway. NCBI's taxonomy places the organism in Eukaryota, Metazoa, Chordata, Mammalia, Monotremata, Tachyglossidae. The record is from RefSeq and is a predicted model, not a curated record. Gene Ontology annotation, cellular component: membrane. Gene Ontology annotation, molecular function: olfactory receptor activity; G protein-coupled receptor activity. The coding region runs from base 22 to 1065 and encodes 347 amino acids.